This is a messenger RNA of Pelodiscus sinensis (Chinese soft-shelled turtle), 1755 nucleotides long. Lineage: Eukaryota; Metazoa; Chordata; Testudines; Trionychidae. The record is from RefSeq and is a predicted model, not a curated record.
AGCCGGGCCUCCCCGGCGCGCUGCUGCUGCUCUGGAGCCGCGGGGAGGUGGAUCAAACCCACAGGCCGGGAUACCGGGAUCCAGACCUACAACAGCCUGAGCAGAAGCAAAGAACCCCUAAUACUGGCCAAGGCAGGAGUGGCGACCUGUUCCUAUGUUAGAUUUGAUAUUAUUCGAAGAAUAAUAACUAAGGUUUUUGGAAACGAAGUAGUCAUGGUGAUGGGGAUUACAGACAUAGAUGACAAAAUAAUUAAAAGAGCCAAUGAGAUGGAUAUAUCACCAUUAGCUCUUGCCCGGGUUUAUGAAGAAGACUUUAAACAAGACAUGGCUGCAUUAAAGGUUCUUCCCCCAACAGUAUACAUGAGAGUGACUGAAAAUAUUCCUCAGAUCAUUUCUUUUAUAGAACGAAUAAUUGCUAGUGGACAUGCUUAUACAACCCCCAAAGGUAACGUUUAUUUUGAUGUCAAGUCUAGGGGAGACCAAUAUGGAAAGUUUACUAGUGUUUACCCUGAUGUACAAGAGGAAAUGGCUGAUAGUGAUAAGCGACAUGUCAAAGAUUUUGCCUUGUGGAAGAUGGCCAAGCCUCAAGAACCGUACUGGGCUUCUCCUUGGGGAAAAGGAAGACCUGGUUGGCAUAUUGAAUGCUCUACAAUUUCAAGUGCAGUGUUUGGAAGCCAACUGGAUAUUCAUACUGGUGGCAUAGAUCUUGCUUUCCCACAUCAUGAAAAUGAAAUUGCACAGUGUGAGGUUUAUCAUCAGUGUGAACAGUGGGGGAAUUAUUUUCUACAUUCUGGGCAUUUGCUUGUUAAAGGAAAUCAAGAAAAAAUGUCAAAAUCAUUGAAAAACUACAUUACAAUUAAGGAAUUUUUGAUGAAGAAUUCAGCGGAUGAAUUCAGAAUGUUUUGUUUGCGCAGCAAGUACAGAUCGGCAAUAGAAUUUGGUGAUGAUAGCAUGAAUGAUGCAAAGAACCUCCUUCAGGCAAUCUCUUACUUCAUUAGUGAUGCCAAUGCUUAUAUGAAAGGACAGCUGGUGUGUGAUCCCAUUAAGGAAGACAUACUGUGGGAGAUCCUAGCCAACACAAAAGCAAAUGUAAAGGCUGCAUUUGCAGAUGACUUUGACACCUCCAGGGCUGUUGCUGCAAUUAUGGACCUCAUUCACCAUGGCAACAGACAGCUUAAGGCUGUUACUAAGGAAGGUGGAACUCCUCCUAGAAGCCCUGUUGUUUAUGGAACCAUGCUUUCCUAUAUAGAGGACUUCUUUAACACUGUUGGAAUAUCUCUCGGAGAAAGGCAGGUUGUUCUAGAAAACAAGAAUUCAGCUCUGCUUUCCAGCGUGAUUGAUGAGCUAGUGAACUUCCGUGUCAAGGUGCGUAAUUAUGCUCUUGCUAUGCCUGGACCAACAGAAGCGGAAGAGGGUUCCAUUCUAGCAAAGGGAAGGAAACAGGAAGAGAAAGAGAAGAGGCGGCAGCUGUUGUUGGAGCGAGAACCUCUUCUGCAGGCUUGUGACAACCUGCGGCGAGACCUUGCUGCAUUUGGAAUCAACAUAAAGGACAGGGGUACUAUUUCUACAUGGGAAGUUGUGGAUCAAAGAAGAGCAGAGAACUGAAAGAUGCAGCUGCUGUAGCACAGGUCAUGGUUGGACUGAUCAUGUGGCAGGAUAGGCUUUAUGAACAAAUGUAAUUAAAUGCCAAUCAACUGCAAAAGAAAUCUGUAGUGACUUCUGAUUAUCUAUUAAUAAAUAUUGUUUUAACUUAAA